Suillus fuscotomentosus is the source of this 2694-nucleotide messenger RNA. RefSeq lists its product as uncharacterized. The record is from RefSeq and is a predicted model, not a curated record. The coding region runs from base 1 to 2694 and encodes 897 amino acids. Lineage: Eukaryota; Fungi; Basidiomycota; Agaricomycetes; Boletales; Suillaceae. The transcript has 6 exons.
AUGCAUACCUUUACCAGGCUGUGUCCCAAUUGCAAUAGGGAGUUCCCUUCGAUCGAAGCAGUCGUUCUGCAUCUCAAUUCACAGUCUACCUGCUGGCCGCACAAAGCACGUUCACAACAAUCAGCCGUUCCCCCUGGGUUGCGAGGUCCGCCAUCUAAUACCACUGGCCAUUGUCAUCCUCGCUCUGGAUACGUCUUUGGUAUCGGUAAAAACCUAUAUGACAGGUUGCAGGACGAUCAAUAUAAUUAUCGGCAGGAGAUAAACACUUAUUAUCCUUUCCAUGACGAGGGGGAGUGGGAAUUAGCUAGUUUCUUGAUUCAAAACCUGAAUCAGACUCAAAUUGACAAGUUCUUGAAGUUGAAAUGGUUUAGCACUCGCCCAAAACCAUCUUUCACCUCAAAAGAUCAACUUCUAGAUUGGAUGGACGCACUACCCUGUCUUGCAGAGUGGAAAGUUUCAAAACUAGAGUUUACAGGCUACAAGACUGUCCAUCCCAUUCAGCUCAUUUGGCGCGAUGCUCUGGAAGUCGUCAAACAACUUUUCAGUGACCCAGUUUUCACCAAUAAUAUUACCUUUCAGCCCCACGUAGUUCAUGUUGGGAAUCAGCGCGAGUAUGGAGAUUAUAUGAGCGCUGAUUUAGCAUGGAAAAUUCAGGACUGUCUCCCAUUAGGUGCUACACAAGUACCGAUCAUUUUAGGGUCCGACAAAACUCCCGUGACGAGGACCACUGGGGGACUCGAGAUGCACCCCAUCUUCAUCACCAUCGGUAACCUUGAUUCAGAAGUUCGCUCCAAGGCCACACUCCGAGCUUGGCGCUGUAUCGCUUACAUGCCCGUCGCUAAGUUUCGCGUGCAUCCCGAUUAUCAAACCAUUCUUCAGGCGCAGCUGUGGCAUAAGUGCGUUGACCUUGUCUGCGCCAACCUUAAACAGGCAGCCAAGACAGGCUGCUUUAUGCCUGAUCCUUCCAGAUUUAUUCGUUAUGUCUAUACGCCACUCGUCGCUCACAUCUCCCAAACAAUUGAUGUUUGGGAUCUCGACAAAUUCCAGAAGGCAGCCAAAGCUGUCCAUCUAUCUGGAGUCCACAUGCCAUAUUGGCGUGACUGGAUCUACGCAUGUCCGUCUGUCUUUCUCGCUGGCGAGAUCUUGCACACCUGCAUCAAAUUUUUUGCUGACCAUCCGCUCACCUGGAUCAAGGAGGUAGUAGGAAAAUCCGAACUCGAUGCUCGCUACAUGAAUCAGCAUAAGCGGGUGGGAACACGCCACUUCACCAAAGGUAUCACGCACGUCAACCAGAUGACAGGUCGUGAGCAUCGAGAUAUUCAACGCACCAUUGUUGCUUCGAUUGCAGGUGUUGCUCCACCUAACUUCAUUCGCGCAAUCCGUGCCCUCGUUGACUUCAUUUAUCUUGCCCAAAAUCCGAUUCAUUCUGCAGAAACCUUGUCGUCAAUGAUGCAGUCCCUUUCAGACUUUCAUACAUUCAAGCACGCUGUCAUCGAGGCCCAGGCUCGGAGGGGGAAGAAAAAUGUUAAGGAAGAUUUCUUUAUUCCUAAACUCGAGUUGCUCCAAAGCUUCAGAGGCACAGUCGAGAGACUGGGCACUUUGAUGCAGUUUUCGGCGGAUAUGACGGAGCGCUUGCUCAUUACUCACUGCAAGGAUCUCUUUGUACGAACAAAUCGACGAGUCAACGACUUCGUGGAACAGUCUGUACGGAUUCUCAACCGCCAGGAGUCAAUAGAGCUGUUUAAUUUGUACGCACUGUUCCGUUCUCAUCAUGCAUCACUUGUCAAUGUGAUAUGCACUGAGGAUGAGGCGGUGACAACCGUCAAUCCAGCGCUCUCCUGGGUUUCUCGUGUUCUCCCUGAUGAAUCGCACUCUGUUCACGGACCUCGGCCAGUUCGUAACCAUUUCCUCAAGGGCAUUCUUUCCGGAGAUGCACUCACUGCCUUCCAUCUGACGUCGACACCAGAUUUCAAAUCUUUGUCGCCCACCGACAUUCAUACCAUAUAUUCGCUCAUUGAUUUUGAUCAUGCACUCUCUCAGUUCAUCAAAUGUUUUUCUCUUUCCACCGGCGAGCAUACCCGCUGGGACCACAAAUAUGGACGCUUUCAUGCAUGGAAAAAAUUUCGAUUACAGCUUCAUUCGGCCUUCCGGCCACGGCUGAUCAUGCCCAGCAGAGUGAUCCAGGCGUAUCCACCAGAUAGCGGAUUUCCCCUCGGAAACUGUGAUAAUGUCCUCGUCGACGUCACAGGCGACGAUGGCCAAACCAUAAGUCGUAUCGCACAAGUUCGACUUAUUUUUCAACCGACUCUUCCACGUGCUUCUGACCUAGUUUUGCCAUCAUAUCUAUCCCAUCCGCUGCUCUAUAUUCAGUACUACGACUUUGUCGCCAGUCCCAAUGACCGGCCUGAACUCGCGAUGUGGACAGUAGAACGCUCAUAUGUGGAAGACCAACACGGCAAACACAGAUGUGGUGGUGUGGUUCCAUUGACAAGUGUAACACACACUGUCGAGUUGAUCCCAGAAUAUGGCCAAAAGGUGGACGAAAAGAUUUCUUCAGCCAUUUGUUUGGAAAAGCUACUGCUACUAAGUAGGUCCUCCGAAUUAACAAAGUCUUAUGCAUUCACAAAUCAUUCUCAUCUGUUCACCGGUUCACUGAUGACUAGUCUUCACAGCGACUGUCAGCCUAUCAGAUAA